Molecule: messenger RNA, 1200 nt
Organism: Chrysochloris asiatica (Cape golden mole)
Lineage: Eukaryota; Metazoa; Chordata; Mammalia; Afrosoricida; Chrysochloridae
Gene: ZFYVE19
Product: zinc finger, FYVE domain containing 19
Exons: 11
Coding region: 1-1200 (399 amino acids)
Biological process (GO): mitotic cytokinesis checkpoint signaling; abscission
Cellular component (GO): cleavage furrow; midbody; centrosome
Molecular function (GO): metal ion binding; phosphatidylinositol-3-phosphate binding
Source: RefSeq, a predicted model, not a curated record
AUGGAUAGUAGGUGCUACGGCUGCGCAGCCAAGUUUACACUCUUCAAGAAGGAGUGUGGCUGUAAGAACUGUGGACGUGCCUUCUGUUCUGGUUGCCUCAGCUUCAGUGCAGCAGUGCCCCGGGCUGGAAACACUCAGCAAAAAGUCUGCAAGCAAUGCCAGGAGAUCCUGACCAGAGGACCUGCUCCUGCCAACACCUCCAAGUGGUCCCCACCUCAGAACUACAAGAAACGCGUGGCAGCUUUGGAAGCCAAGCCGAAGCCCAGUGCUCCCCGGACCCAGGGACUGACCCAACAAGACCAGGUCAUUGCUGAGCGCCUAGCACGGCUCCGCCAGGAGAACAAGCCCAAGUCAGCACCAUCACAGGCGGAGAUAGAGGCUCGGCUGGCUGCACUCAGGGGUGAACCCCAGGGUUCCUUCUCUUCAACUCAGGAGAUAGAGACACGGCUUGCCACAUUGCAGGGCAGAGUGCUGCCCCUUCAGACACCCCAGCCGGUACAUCAGCCACCAGAAACCAGGACCCAGACGGCGCAGGCGCAGGAUCUGCUGACACAGCUGGCAGCUGAAGUGGCCAUUGAUGAGAGCUGGGAGCGAAGAGUGCCAGUUGCCUCUAACCAGAACGACCUCAACCAGGGUGGCUCAGGAACCCAGAGCCCUCAUCCUAAGGGGCAGGCCACUUGGUCCCUGGAGGAAGAGAAGAGCAGGCUGCUGGCAGAGGCAGCUGUCGAGCUUCGGGAGGAGAACACAAGGCAGGAGCGGAUCCUGGCCCUCGCCAAGCGGCUGGCUGUGCUACGAGGACUGGACCCUGAUGGAGUGACCCUCCAGGACUAUCACCUCCCAGACAGUGAUGACGAUGAGGAUGAGGAAACAGCCAUCCAGAGAGUGCUGCAGCAGCUCACUGAGGAAGCUGCCCUGGAUGAGGCAAGUGGCUUUAACAUCCCUGCAGAGCCAGCUCGCCGAUCACGGGCGCAGCCCAACAGGCCAGAGGCCCAGGCUGCGGCCCACAGAUCAGAGGCGGAGGUGGAGGCAGAGGAGCUCCCGUGGUGCUGCAUCUGUAAUGAGGAUGCCACCCUGCGUUGCACUGGCUGCGAGGGGGACCUCUAUUGUGCCCGCUGCUUCCGGGAGGGCCAUGAUGCCUUCGAGCUUAGAGAACAUCAGACAUCUGUGUACCGCCCGCCGCAAGCAGGCCGAGAGCUCUGA